Messenger RNA from Spea bombifrons (plains spadefoot toad), 5432 nucleotides. RefSeq names its product venom factor-like. Gene Ontology annotation, molecular function: endopeptidase inhibitor activity; protein binding. Bases 41 to 5023 code for a protein of 1660 amino acids. NCBI's taxonomy places the organism in Eukaryota, Metazoa, Chordata, Amphibia, Anura, Pelobatidae. The record is from RefSeq and is a predicted model, not a curated record. Gene Ontology annotation, cellular component: extracellular region. The transcript is spliced from 41 exons.
AAAACAUCCCUCCGACGGGGCACGGCGUCCUUACUGCAUCAUGGGGUGCAGAGCGCUGUGUGUGACUCUGCUCGCCCUCCUCGCAGGAUCCUACGCCCAGCCGCCAUGCACCUUGAUCACUCCCAGCGUCCUGCGCAUCGAGAGCCAGGAGACCAUCGUGAUUGACGCUCAGCUGCAGAGCGCCGCGUUUGACGCGGAAAUCUUAAUUCAAGACUUUCCUCAGAAGAAAACCAUUUACAGCCAGACCAAGGUGUCGUUGAACAGCGCCAACGGGUUCCUGGGGAAGGCCAGCCUAACGAUUCCCGCUAAAGAUUUUGAGAAAGACCCAGAGAAGAAGCAGUUUGUCUACGUCAUUGUGAAGUCUCCAUCUUGUCCUCUGGAGAGAGCUGUGCUGGUGUCAUUUCACAGCGGAUACAUCUUCAUACAGACGGACAAGCCGCUCUAUACCCCCGGAUCUUCUGUUCUCUAUCGGAUUUUCACCACGGGACACUCCAUGCUUCCUGAUUCACGCACAGUUGAUGUGGAGAUUCAUAAUCCAGAUGGUAUUGUGGUUCAUAAAAUCCAGUUCUCAUCCACAGACAAAAGCGGGAUUGUGUCGAGGAGUUUCCCCCUUCCUGAGAUUGCUAACGUGGGAACAUGGCGGAUCAUUUCUAGAUUCCUAGUGGCGCCUCAGAAAAUCUUCCGGACGGAAUUUGAAGUCAAAGAAUACGUGUUACCAAGCUUUGAAGUCUCGCUGCAUGCCGAUCAGAACUUUUUCUAUGUGAAUGACAAUGAAUUUUCUGUGGAGAUUACUGCCAGGUUCUUGCAUGGAAAUCCGGUGGAAGGUUCUGCGUAUGCGAUAUUCGGAGCGCUGAUUGGCAACGAGAAGAAGAGCAUUCCAGACAGUUUGACAAGAUUAACAGUUACAAACGGGAAAGCAACGGCCACGCUGAAGCGUACCGACAUCGUCAGACGGUUCCAUGACAUGAACACGCUCUUGGGGAACUACCUGUACGUUACUGUCACAGUCACAACUAAUGCAGACACAGACAAGGUGGAAGCUGAAAUGUCCGGGAUCCCCGUGGUGAAGACACGGUUCAAGUUAGAUUUUUCCAAGACCUCAAAGUAUUUCAAGCCUGGUUUGUCCUAUAGACUAAUAGCAUCUUUGCUGAACCCUGAUGGUUCUCCUGCACCAGGAGUUAAGGUCUGUCUAAGCGAUGGAAGCUGUUCAAAUACUUUGAAGGAUGGGACGGCUCCAUUUAAUAUCAACAAUGUUGAGGACAAGCCAGAUAUGAGAUUUGAGGUCCAGACUAAGGCGGACAACGUUCCCGAACACCGCCAAGCAACGGGCUCGCUCACGGUGCAGGCGUACAAACCGCAAAGCGCGUCAGGGAAUUAUCUUCACAUUGCUGCGCAGGGAUCUCAGGUCGAGCUAGGGAGUACCCUAACCGUUCAUUUCUAUUUCAAGAACGCGAAUAUGGACGUUCAGGAACAAAUCAAACACGUCACCUAUCUGAUCUUGAGCCGAGGAAAGAUCGUGGACGUGGGAAGAGAGGCUCGGCUAGCAGGCCAAGUUGUUGUUGCAAAGACAUUGACUAUCAAGGAGGACUUCGUCCCUUCCUUCCGUAUUGUGGCUUAUUACGUGGCCACCCAGUCCGGCAAUGAGAUUGUAUCUGACUCUGCCUGGGUGGAUGUAACAGAUUCUUGCAUACGAAAGGUUGAAAUUUCCCAGGACAAGAGUAAAAUACAGGAGCCAGGGACCAUUCUUAAUCUCAGGAUCACAGGAGACCCCGGAGCUAACGUUGGACUGGUGGCGGUGGACAGGGCCGUUUAUGUCCUCAGCAGAAAAAACAGGUUGUCACAAUCCAAGGUUUGGAAAGAGGUGGAGCAGAGUGACCUUGGUUGUUCUCCAGGAGGAGGCAGGAAUAAUGAGGGAGUCUUUACAGAUGCUGGGCUUUCUAUAGAUACCACCACAGGUCUUAAAAACCCAACAAGAACGGAGCUGCGAUGUCCCGAAGCGCGGAGGAGGAGGAAACGUUCUGUUAUCCUUACAGGAGCACAAGCUGAAAAAGUGAAGCAAUAUCAAGAUGGCCGUCUGCGUCAGUGCUGUGUGGACGGGAUGCAGAAGAACCUCAUGAAAUACUCAUGCGCGCGACGCGCUACGUACGUCAUGGAUGGUGGUGAUUGCGUAGCGAUCUUCCUGGAGUGCUGCAAAUUCGUCUUCGAGCCAGUAGUGGUCAGAGGCCGAAAAAGACCACACCACCAUCGUUCAUCGAUUUUGCUCACCGGAGAAGCUGCAACCGAAGAUGAUGACGAGGAAUACAUCGAAAUGAAGAACAUUCUAUCUCGAAGCAUCUUCUCCGAGAGCUGGCUAUGGAGGGUGGAUACCCUGCCCAUGAGCACAGAUCGUGAUGGGUAUUCAUCCAAGUCCAUCCCAGCGUCCCUCCCGGACUCCAUUACCACCUGGGAGUUUUUGGCGAUCAGCAUGAGUCCUACUUCAGGUAUCUGCGUUGCUCAGUCGCUUAACGUCACGGUCCGGAAAGACUUCUUCAUUGACCUGCGUCUUCCCUAUUCCGUUGUGCGUAACGAGCAAGUGGAAAUCAGGGUCGUCCUGUACAGCUACGUGAAGCAAGAGGUUGAGGUGCUGGUGGAUCUGAUUUACAAUAAGGACAUGUGCAGCUCAUCAACGCGGGAGAACAAUUUCCGUCAGGUGGUGAAACUGGACGCUGAAGGUUCUAUCGUUAUCCCGUUCGUCAUUGUGCCUCUUACGAUCGGGGAGUUGCAGGUAGAAGUGAAGGCGUUGGUCAGAGACAUCUUCUACUCAGAUGGAGUGGUCAAAACAUUGAAGGUCGUGCCUGAGGGGAUGAGGAUCGUCAAAACCAUCCAGAGCAUCGUCUUGGACCCACUACGUUCCGAGAACGCUGAAGGAGUCCAGAGAGUGAUUAUUGAUGCCGUCCCACUGAAUGACAUUGUCCCCAACACUGAGCCAGAGACCUAUGUCAGCGUGAAAGGAGACCUUCUGGGGGAGACCCUGGAGAAUUCAAUUGACGGCUCAAACUUGAACCAUCUGAUCAUGGUGCCUUCAGGUUGUGGAGAGCAGAAUAUGAUGUCAAUGACUCCAAGUGUGAUAGCCACACAUUAUCUGGAUGCCACUGGCCAGUGGGAUAAAAUCGGGAUCAACCGGAGAGAGGAGGCCAUCAAAACCAUUCAACAGGGAUAUGGUCAGCAGCUGGUGUACCGGAAAUCUGACAACUCAUACUCAGCCUUUACCAACAGACCUUCCAGCACUUGGCUCACUGCCUACGUUGUGAAGGUUUUUUCCAUGGCAUUUAAGUUAAUUUACAUUGAAAGAGAUGUCCUGUGUGGGGCUGUGAAGUGGUUGAUCCUUAACAAACAAUUACCCAAUGGGGCAUUUCAAGAGGAUGCCCCUGUCAUCCAUGGUGAGAUGGUGGGAGGUUCUGGUAGAACCGAACCAGACGCUUCUCUGACCGCGUUUGUCCUGAUUGCUCUAGCAGAGUCGGAAGAACAUUGUAAAGCAGAGGUGCCGAAUCUGACGGGCAGCAUCGCCAAAAGUGCCGAUUAUUUGGAGGGCCGACUUAAAAACCUGAAAAAGCCGUACACUGUUUGUAUCGUGUCCUAUGCGCUCGUCCUGGUGGGAAAGCUACAAGAUCACAGUCAGCUGAUGAAGUCUUCGUACGGUUCCACUCAUUGGGCAGAUGCCUCCUCUGACCUGUAUGUAAUAGAAGCUACUUCAUAUGCCCUGCUUGCCCUCCUCAAACUCGGCCGGUACCACCUGGCUGCGCCAGUCGUGCGUUGGCUGACCGAGCAGAGGUUUUAUGGAGGAGGAUACGGUUCCACACAGGCCACCAUAAUGGUGUUUCAAGCGCUCUCCGCGUACCAGAUGGAAGUCCCGCUUAUGAAUGACAUUAAGAUGGAUGUGUCCCUCAGUCUGCCGGGGAGAAGGGAAACAUUAACUUGGAGGAUUAAUCAAGACAAUUACAUGCUCCGUCACAGCGAGAAGACCUCGAUUACCGGCAAGAUUUCGGUGUCCGCAUUGGGGAAAGGACAAGGCACGCUGACGGUCAUGUCCGUGUACUACGCACCCAUGGCUGAAGGAGCUGUCUCGUGCAAGAAUUUCGAUUUCUCGGUCACCCUCGAGGAUGCGCCAAACGAAAAGAAGCCUGAUGGUGUCUUGAAAUCCAUGUACCUUAACAUCUGUAUGAGGUUCCAAGGAAUCACAGAUUCUACGAUGACCAUUGUGGAUGUGUCUUUUCUCACUGGGUUUAAACCAGACAUGGAGGAUCUCAAUACGCUGACAAACAGAGUGGAAAGAUACAUAUCAAAGUUUGAGAUGGAUACAGAACUUUCAGACCGCGGUUCCCUCAUUAUCUACCUGGACAAGGUGUCCAGAUCAGAGGAUGAAUGCCUGAAAUUCAAGAUCCACCAGCAUUUCGAGGUUGGAAUUCUGCAGCCGGCGGCGGUCACCAUAUAUGAAUACUAUUCCCUGGAAAACCGCUGUACCAAGUUUUACCACCCGACCAAGGAACAGGGGGAGUUGAAAAAAAUUUGCAGAGGUGCCGAGUGUCACUGCGUGGCAGAAAGAUGUAAUUUAAAGAACAGCCACAAGGGGAAACUGGAUUAUAAAUCACGCGUGGAUGCGGCAUGUGAGGCUGGAGUAGAUUUUGUUUAUGAAUGCAGGCUGGAAGAAAUAGACAAAAGUGGAGCAUAUGACGUCUACACCAUGACGGUCACCAAAGUCAUUAAGCUGGGUUCCGACGAGAUAAAAGAGGCGAGCAAACGCAACUUCUUCAGCCACCGGAGCUGCAGAGACACCCUAAAACUGGCCAAGGGCCGCUCGUACAUCAUAUGGGGGCGUAGCGAGGACAUUUGGGAAACGAAAAAAGAGAAAUCUUAUGUGAUCAACGGUGGGUCCUGGAUAGAGGAGAUACCCACAAACGAAGAUUGCGCCAAGACGAUGUCCGCCCUCUGCGAGGAAAUCUUCAAGUUUAGCGACGAUUUGGUGCUAAUCGGCUGCCCUCACUAAACCCAGACUAGUUCUAGAAAAACAUAGCUUCAGAAAACAUGUAAAUAUUCACAAUAAGGAACAAAAUAUUCUAAACCUUUUUUAAUAGCAUUAAUAAAUGAACGUAUACCUCCAAGUAUUGCAUAUUUCAAGGGACAUCUAAUAGGUUGGAUGGUAUAGGCCUGAAACACAUAUACAUCGUGUAUACUCACAGAUGCAAAUAUAACAUGUUCAUGUUGUUUAUAUGAAGGUAAUCUAGUACACGCCUAUAAAGAAUACACCUUGACAUGCUACAUUCCUUUAACAUGCCUUGUGACACACACACAUACUAACACUGCGGCGAGGAACUGUGUAAAUUGUAUAUUUUCUGUUGUGCAGUUUCUGUAAAAUGUAUUUGUUCUACAUUUUUAAUAAACGCUCGUUUUCAAUA